Messenger RNA from Myiozetetes cayanensis, 8297 nucleotides. It is a transcript of the gene RAB43, whose product is annotated as RAB43, member RAS oncogene family. Gene Ontology annotation, biological process: protein secretion; regulation of exocytosis. The record is from RefSeq and is a predicted model, not a curated record. NCBI's taxonomy places the organism in Eukaryota, Metazoa, Chordata, Aves, Passeriformes, Tyrannidae. Gene Ontology annotation, molecular function: GTP binding; GTPase activity. Bases 78 to 725 code for a protein of 215 amino acids. The transcript has 3 exons.
CUGCGCAGAGCUGAGCCGAGCGGGGCCGAGCCGAGCCGGCUCUCUGGGCCGCGGGCGGAGGCCGGAGCGCGCCCGCCAUGCCCGGGCUGCCCGCGCUGGGCGCCGGCCCCGACACCGAGGAGAGCUACGACUUCCUCUUCAAGCUGGUGCUGAUCGGGGACGCCAGCGUGGGCAAGACCUGCCUGGUGCAGCGCUUCAAGACCGGGGCCUUCGCCGAGCGCCAGGGCAGCACCAUCGGCGUGGACUUCACCAUGAAGAGCCUGGAGAUCCAGGGCAAGCGGGUGAAGCUGCAGAUCUGGGACACGGCCGGCCAGGAGAGGUUCCGCACCAUCACGCAGAGUUACUAUCGCAGCGCCAACGGGGCCAUCCUGGCCUACGACAUCAGCAAGAGGGGCUCCUUCCUGUCCAUCCCUCGCUGGAUCGAGGAUGUCAGGAAGUACGCCGGCUCCAACAUAGUGCAGUUACUGAUUGGGAACAAGUCUGACCUAAGUGACCUUCGGGAGGUUGGGCUGGAAGAGGCCCAGAGCCUGGCUGACCACUAUGACAACAUCAUCUGUGCCAUCGAGACCUCUGCCAAGGACUCCAGCAACGUGGAGGAGGCCUUUGUGAAGAUGGCCACGGAGCUCAUGCUGAGGCACGGCGGGCCCAUGUUCAGCGAGAAGAACACUGACAGCAUCAAGCUGGACAGCAAAGACGUUGUGGAAGGCUGGGGGUGUGGCUGCUGAUAAGAGCUAGGUGAUAUCCCUGACCUUACUGGAAUUUAGAUGGUGCUUCACCCUAAUGCUGAGUAGCAUGGUAGCCAUACUCUCCUCCUCCUGUGAAACCAGCAAUUUUGUAGAAGUUAGACACAAUCCUGUUAGCUUUGGUGUCUUAUUUUUAAAAAGGGACUUUUGAGAGGUAGUCCUGAAAGUCAAACCCUCUGAAAAACUUCAUUAACAUUUGUCCCCACCGUUUUAUUUCCCGUAACCUUCAUACGAGUUACAAAAAUGGCAGGAACAACUUUGAAGUGGUGAUGAGGGGUGGGGAGACAGGUGGCUGGGGAAGAGGCAUGCAAAGCCAAAGCUGUGAAACAUUUCACACGGGACUGUUGGCAAAGGACGUCCCUUUUGGAAAAGGCAACCUUGACAGUGUCUCUUGAAAUCCUCAGCACUCCACUAGUGACCAAAAAGUCUUUGACAAAGGUAUUUCAAGUGUCAUAAUCCCCAGCAUUGUGAUUACAGGACCAAAUAGCAGGUACCUGUCCUAGGGCAUAGACUGCUAGUUGCUGUGGAACAGGCCCAGGUGGGGAAGCCUUCUCUCAGGUUUUGUGAUGAUUUUAAGUUAUCAUUUUAACAGAAGCAAAAUCGGCCCGAGCAAUAUCACAACUUACAGUCGAGCAGGAUUGGAAAGAUUGGAUCACGGUAGUUAUUUCAAUACAGCCUGGCGGAGAGGGUAGAUGCAUUUCAUUUGUUAUUGUUUGCACAGUGAUAACUCCUUUUUCCUAGUGGGUAUCACUGAGGUUUUGCCCUCAGGUCUCAUCAUUUCAUUUCACAGUUCAAGACUUGCACCCUGGAAACAGGAACUGGAGAAGCCUUGAGCUGACUGUAGCCACGACCUCUUGCCAUGUGCCUAAUGGUCAUUUACAGGGUUAAUUCUGGUCAUACAUUUGACAUUGUGUUACCAGAGUGCUCGUUGUUUAAGUGGCAUAAGUGGAUUUGGUUUUUGUAUUGGUUUUGUUUUUUAAACCAUCUCUUUAAAUACCAGAUGGGAAAGAAUAGCUCAGAGUAGCUGUAAACUGCAUGCAUUGCAACUUCUUACCUGGAAGAAGCCAGCAUCUUUUUGAGUGAUUCCCUCCCAGCUUUGUACCCAAAUGUUUCCCUAUCAGAAGUUACCAGUUGCUUUUCAUUUCAUGAAAACAUUCAUCAGGAAAAAUCUGUCAUUGUUGAUCAAAGUCUACAUCAUUAAGUAAAACUGAUUUCAUAAUCCAGCUACACCCAGUUCUUUCAGAUUUGGCUUUCAGUGGUAGGUGCAGCUGAAGUACUGAUGGCAGCAUCUCUGGGUUUACACUCAGGCACCUUCCAAAAAGGGAGCAGGAGGAUUUUUAACUGCUGGUAAACAGAGGUGUUCAGGGAUGGCAAGUGAUUUUUGCAGUCCUGAUUAUAUGAAGGAGCUCGUUUUCUGAAAGCACCUACUUCAAGUCAUCAUUUGUCUCUUUGGAAAAAUCUAGAUCAAAAAGGACUUGAAUUGUUUUGCUACUAGGGCUGCACCAGUUUAGCCAUUCAACAUAUCCAGUGUCAUGAAAAUGAGGAAGACUUAAGAAAGGGCUAAUGGAUACUAAUUUUAAUACUACUCAUUUUCCUGUAGAAAAUAUUAAACCAUUCUCUGGUCUGUUUUUUAAACUAUGAGGUAGAUAAUUGAGGAGUAACGUAUACUUUGUAGCCUAUUUGCUUCUAAUCUGAGGGGUUAGUUUUCAGGUUUUACAGUUGCAAGAGUAAAAGGGCCUUUUUCAAUUGGCAUAGUUUUCACAAUUCUAAUAUUUUCUGUGGAAGAGCAGGCUGAGCUGCUGUCUUUGGUAGUAUUUUUGGAUAGUUUUCCAGGACAUUCCCAUCUCUCCUACAUCCAAAGAUAACAGGCAAUAAAUUGUCCAGCUAGGCACUGAAAAUGAGAAUUGUCCAAACUCUGGAUUUGUUAGUGUACUCCCUAUAUCCUGCUCUCAGGAGAAACUAUGAAGACAGUCCAAGCUAAAACUCAGUCCUGGUGAGUGCUCUUCCUCCUGGUUAGAUGGUCCCCGAGAUACAGAAUACUCAGAAGCACCUGACUUUGUGUCAUGACACAUUACAGUUUACAUGUGAGGGUCAUAGUCCUGCAGUGCUGUGUGUGUGAACAUGGACCCCCAGAUAAGCUCAGCCUUCCACUGUUUGCAGGGUUAGUGCCAAAUUAUUUAAUGCUGAUAUAAAUUCACAGGCAUUUAAGAACAGUGUUGCUGCUACUCAGACUGAAAUCCAUAGUUUACAUAGUAACUCUUGGAGAACUGGAACAAGAUGCAAAAUGAACUGAAAUCCUGCUUCCAGUGCAGUCAAUGAUUAUCUAUUUACAGCACAUGAAGAGAUGAGGAGUUACUGAUCCAUUUUGUUAGUUUGGAGGUUUGUUCAGUAAAUAAGUGGAAUUAGCCAAGGCAUUACACUUCUCCUUACAGUUUGCCUGGACAUUUCUCUUAAACAGCCCUUGAAGGUUGAGUCUCUGUCUGCAGGUUGGUCUGGUUCAGUCACAAAACGUGCAGUGCAGCAGCAGGGACUUGUUUGCUGUUUUCAUUUUCCAGUGAAGGCACCGAUUCUGAUUAGUUUGCAUUUUGCUAUAGAAAACUAAGACUCUGGCUUGAAAUCAGUUUUGUCUUUUAACUGCUGGCUCCUCUGUGUUGUAACAAGUGUAAUACAAGUUUGCAUGCCCUGCUGACCGAGCACAAGGGAACAAAGAACUGGACUGAAGGCCUGGUUUAUUUUCACUUGGGGCAGCUCUGAGUGACGGUGCUCGGGCUGGGAGCAGUUCAGGUUUAGUUUGAGAACCAAACCUUUUCUCUGUCCACUGCAGUAGCACAGCAGUCACUACACUGAGAGCUUCUUGACCAACAGUAAGUGUAACCUGGAGCUUUGCACUGCCCUGCUGAAGACUUUCCUAGCCCUGUGACUCACACCCAGCUGUGUAAUUCAUUAGGAAGACAGUGCUGUUGGUUUAGCUCCACUAAUCCUAUUGAAACCAAAAGGGUACCUGGGAGAAGAGAGCAGCAAUAAACCUGCGAUUUACGGGUAAACGAGGUUCAGAUCUUGGGUUACAAAUGUGCACUGAUGUACAUCAAGUGAAUAAUUCAGCAGUGCAUGUUCAGAGUUCACAGCACAAACAUUUGCCAAGAAACCUGUUUACUGGCAGUUGAAUAUUAACAAAACUGUGGUGCAGUAAUUGCUUUUAAGCAGAUCUCCUUGGCUGACCAUGUGUUUGCAUUAGUAUUUAUCAUUUAUUUUUGGCAGUGCAAAAAUAUUACAAAAGCACAGAAGGAGACGUUGAUCCCUGCCUUGUAACACUUGGGAGUGGAAUGCAGAGGCAAAUACUGAAAUGAAAUCAUCAGCACAGUGGUUCCCAGGAACGGGGGCUUUGUUACCCUUUGUAUUGAUUUUGUUUUAAGCGAAUUUCAUCUCCAGUUACUCAUCCAGUCCGUCAUCACGGAUGGAACUUGUACAAAUAUUUAGAGUUUUGUAAAUACAAACCCAAAUAAAUGUCAGCCCAGAAACCUGCUAAUAUUGGCUUUGCAAAACAAAAUUUGAAAAAAAAAAUGAAAAUACUUAAGAUCAGAGGAAAUGUCCUAAUGAUUUUAUCCCUCUCACUGGACUGGAAAGCAGGUGAUUUUGGGAGGUAACACUGCAUACUAAAUGAAGCCCAGAUUUCCAAGAACUUCACCAAAUGUGGAGCUCUUGCUCAUUUUCUUUCUUUGCCUUUAAAAAUUCCACUGAUUUGAAGAACAGUCCCAGCCAGGGGACCACCUGAAUGCUUUUUGCUGUCUCCCACCAGUGCUGAGGGGAUUGGGAAGUAAUAAGAUCAUUAGUUUCUCUUUGUGGGAUUGCUUUACUCAAUGGCACAGUGAAAGUCUCUUUAAAUCCAGAGGAAUGAAUAUGUUACUUCCUCAGUAGAAAUGGUUUCUCUUUACCUAUCCUGCUGCCAAAACAUUUAUAUAUUAACAGACCACUGAAGUUUACCCUAUUAUUGUGGACAAACAGUUUGCUGGAGGAAAAUGAAGUGAGAACAAUACAUGCUUUGUGAACCUGAAAAAUAAAGUUCCUCUCCCUCAGGUACCUUCCAGCCAUGGGGUUGGCUCAGUUUAACCCCUGUCAGGCAUUCUCACAGAACGGUGGUUCUUGGAACUGAGUGCAGAUGAAUCCCAGAGUCUGGGCUAAUCACCCUAACCACUUCAUUGUCCUUGCUCAAAUGAUACUAGGUUGUUUUAUCAAAUGAAAGGCAUUCGUGUAUUUACAAAUCAGGCAGUAAAAGAUGCCAGGUUGUUAAUGUAGAUUAGUAGUUACAUUUUAUUAGUUAUGUGAAGUAUAGUGACUUGAUAAUGGGGCUGUUCUUAGGUUUGACAGUUCUUUUCCAUGCUGUAAGAAGGGAUUCAUAGAUUUGGGAAAUGCUGUCUGUUUGACUUUUGUACUGUCUGGAGUAGUGCUGACCAUCCCACUGUGAUUUUAGUUAGAGAAGCAGCCUCCUGGGUAUCUUGGUUUUUAGUGGCCAGGUAAUGUUUGAUUAUUGAACUGGGUUAUAGAGGAAAAAAUCUCAGAUGGAAGCAUUUCCUUGCAAUCUCCACUGCAUGCUGUAGGAAAAACAACUAUUCCACAGCUAGGUGUUCUGUGUUUGGUUUACUUGGAAAAGAGCAGGCUUACAAAAUCAAACCAACCCAAAUAUAUAGUUGCUCUCCAUGGAAUUAUUGCCAGAAGCUAGAUGAAAAUACCUAGGAUACUCUCCUGUCCUGAUCUUAGUAUGACAAAUUUCAUCAUUUUUGGGGGUGACUGAAAUAUGUUAAAAUGCACUUUAAAAAUAAUCCUUUGAAGCAUAAAAGGGUUGCAGGGUUUUUUUUUUCACUGUGUCUUUUUUAACAAGGGUUUCUGUGACUUGAAUGCUGAUAAAGGCAGUUCCCUGUAUUACAUAGGGAAUACAUACAUUGAGGCACUGCUGAAGACAGACUGUCAACAGUGUCUUGUUUUUCCAUGUGAGUCAGUGGCCAUGGAAGACCAGGGAACAGGAGAACUUCACAAGAAUGAGGAAAGUGAAGGCUGAGUAACAGGCAGGGAAGGUUUCCUGUUUAGGCUGAUGAACUGUGUUAGUGUAAUCAGUGCUCACUCCAUUCCAAGGAGGUACUUUCCCUCCCACAGGUAAAACAGAGCACGGCUCAAGGAGUUACAGGUUUUCCUCUUUGCUUUUUGUACCACACAAAAGUGUCUGCCUUCUGUCCUGAAGAAGAGUGGUCUGCUGAGAACUAGUUAAGUGUAUGGUAACAACACAGUUUAACAUUUGGAGAGCUGUUAAAUUGGCUUACAGUUGUAUUUAGGACCUAGGCCUUCCAUUAUGAGGUUAAAAAAUGUCUCUCUUCCCUAGGAGACCAUUUGAAAACCUUUAGAAGAUCCAGGAUUGUACCUUCAUAGAAAUUUCUUGAGGCUUUCUUUAUCAUUAAAAAGUCCCUUUUCAUGUUUCUUUUGGAGGACAUUUGUAGAAUUUGGUUAUUUCCAAUUUUAUUAUCCAACCAAACUGCUGACACUCAUUGUACUUAUUCUGAACCUCAAAUUUAAUGGAAUAAUGAGGAUUAACCUUCCUGCCAUGAAGCAUUUAAGCUUUCAUAAGAACAUGUGAAACACCUUAGCAUGAACUGCUCUGUAGAAAUUUAAACCUCAGUUUCCCCCUAGAGCUACAUAAAAAAGAUCCACAUUGAUGUAAAUGUUAUCUUAGAGACCAAAAUUGUGGCAAGCUGGCAGUUUUAACUUCUAAUUGUUCAAUCAAUAAAAAGAGGUUAUGGCACAGAGGUUAUCUUCUCCAGAUAAAAGCAGAGGAGAACUUUGACUGUACUUCCUUAGAAAGUGUCCUUUUUAAGGCUCCUGCCUCACGUCAUCUGUGUAUCUCCAAAAGCCAGUCUCCUACUCACCUCCUUUACACUGCACUGGCAUGUGGAAAUGGGAUGAUCAACACCCUUUCCUUCUGUCAGUUCUGUGAGCAAUGUGGAUUCCUCUGCAGAUGUGAGGGAGGGAUUUGGGGUACCUGCACGAUCGUAGGUGAAAACAAGGGUAUGGAAGGCUGUCCUCUGAACACGGCAUGCAAACUUGUCUUGACAACUUGGAAGCAUUUUUUAAAAGUGAGCCAAGAGCUGCAUUUUCAGAGACAUUAAAGCUGCAGACAGAUGCCUGUCAAUGUUCAAAAGCAUCUCGGUAACACUGCAGUAAGAGCAUAAAACUUGUAUGGAAGUGGUUUUGCACUAAAGGGAAUCUGAGAAAAGAAAACAUUAAUGUGAAAGGCAGAGCAUUCUGAUUAUUCUGCAUUUUUCAUGUUCAUUCCCUAAAUGCUGUGCAUAAGGAAGCUUUUUUUCCCCCUUUAUAAGUGAUAUUAAAAUAGAUUAUUCUAGGUGUGAAAAGUAGUUUGAUACUUGACAAAAUAAAAUGCUAUAUAUGUUUUCUUGAGAGAGUGAUUAAUAUUGCUGAGGAGAAGAACUUUGCAGAUAGGGUUUGGUGGUGUAGGAUCAGGGAUUCCCCAAAGCUGUGUGACACACAAACGGUGUGACACACACCUACCAUUCCCAAAGCUGGGGAGGCCAAGGGAGGAGACCAGCCCCUGUCCUGCCUGCCAGACAUAGAUACAGACAUCUACUGAGCAGGAAGUGAAUUUAGUUAUUUCUAAAAGUGUUUUUAAAGCUUUCUAUUUUUUAAGUCUGUAAGGAGAAAGGAUUUCUGACACUCAGAUAUGCUCAGUGCUGUCAACCAGCUUUUCCCUCUUCUGUGCCUCACUCGGCGACCUGACAGGUCCAAAGCCCCCAACUCCAGACAGGGAGCAUUCCAGCCAGGCUGGCUCACACACCUGUUGGGGAGAAGGUGAAAAUCUCUAAUUCAUAUUGAAUUCAUUCACUGCAUUCCAAAAUUAUCUGAAGGGUUUGGAUGAGAACAGUGUUAAAAUGAUUCUGCAUUUUCUAGCACAAAUGUGUUGCUGUUUUUCAAGGUUCCUUCAAGAGAUGCAGGCUGUACAUUUCUAAUCAUCAGUAACUGUUUUGCUUUGAAACUUUCUUAUCACAAUACUGUCUAGAUCAUUUGGAAUACGAGGAGACAAAGGAGCAAGCUUGCAUACUACGGUAAUUUUUUAUACUUUACGUUCAUCUAUUUAUGAAUUUAUUAUGAAAAGUAUUUUUAAACAUAUGAAAAACCUGCUUUUGUUGUGAAUUUUAGCAAAGUAGUGGAUACAUUGUACUGUGUAUCAUUAAAAAGGUUUAAUUAAAGUAAACUUUGCAAUUAAUAUCUUUUGUUGUUAUUUUAUGCAUGUACCUUGUUGUGGUAUAUUAUCAGAAACAAAAUCAAGUUUUAAGAAAUUCUGUAUCCCGUUCUACGGUGAUGUGUGGUCUGCUUUUACACAUGACCUAAUGUAGUCUUUAUUAAACAAACGGUGCUUAACUCUCUUCCUCUUAUCCUUACAACUGUCCAUCCUUCCAGAAAUGCAUGCACUUUAAAUUGCUUGAGUUAGUAAGCUCUGCAGCAUAACUGUCUGGAAGAUUAAGAAUUAAACCCAAAAUUUUCAGCGUUGCAGAA